AUGGGAUGCCGUCAGAGCUCGGAGGAGAAGGAAGCGGCGCGGCGCUCGCGGAGGAUUGACCGGCACUUGCGCUCAGAGAGUCAGCGGCAGCGGCGUGAGAUCAAGCUAUUGUUGCUGGGCACCAGCAACUCUGGCAAGAGCACCAUUGUCAAACAGAUGAAGAUUAUUCACAGUGGAGGCUUCAACCUGGAGGCCUGCAAGGAGUACAAGCCCCUCAUCCUGUACAAUGCCAUUGACUCGCUCACACGCAUCAUCCGUGCCCUCACCACCCUUAAGAUCGACUUUCACAAUGCUGAUCGUGCUUAUGAUGCUGUGCAGCUCUUUGCCCUCACAGGGCCAGCUGAGAGCAAGGGAGAGAUCACUCUAGAGUUGCAGGGGGUCAUGAAACGUCUGUGGGCUGACUCAGGGGUCCAGGAGUGCUUUCAACGAUCCAAUGAGUACCACUUAGAGGACAACACUGCCUACUACCUGAAUGACCUGGACCGCAUCUCUGCACUUGAGUAUAUCCCCACUGUAGAGGACAUCCUACGAUCCCGCGACAUGACCACCGGCAUUGUAGAGAACAAAUUCACCUUCAAGGAGCUCACCUUCAAGAUGGUAGAUGUGGGUGGGCAGCGUUCAGAGAGAAAGAAGUGGAUCCACUGUUUCGAGGGCGUGACUGCAAUCAUUUUCUGUGUCGAGUUAAGUGGCUAUGACCUCAAACUCUACGAGGACAACCAGACGAGCCGCAUGGCCGAGAGCUUACGUCUGUUUGACUCCAUCUGCAACAACAACUGGUUCACCAAUACGUCGCUCAUCCUCUUCCUCAACAAGAAGGACCUGUUGGCUGAGAAGAUCAAACGCAUUCCUCUGACAGUGUGCUUCCCUGACUACAAAGGUCAGAACACCUAUGAGGAAGCAGCUGUCUAUGUACAACGGCAGUUUGAGGACCUCAACCGCAACAAGGAGACCAAGGAGAUAUAUUCGCACUUCACCUGUGCCACUGACACCAGCAACAUCCAGUUUGUGUUCGACGCUGUCACGGACGUGAUCAUCCAGAACAAUCUCAAGUACAUUGGGCUGUGCUAG
Molecule: messenger RNA, 1068 nt
Organism: Scomber japonicus (chub mackerel)
Lineage: Eukaryota; Metazoa; Chordata; Actinopteri; Scombriformes; Scombridae
Gene: gnaz
Product: guanine nucleotide binding protein (G protein), alpha z polypeptide
Exons: 2
Coding region: 1-1068 (355 amino acids)
Biological process (GO): adenylate cyclase-modulating G protein-coupled receptor signaling pathway
Cellular component (GO): heterotrimeric G-protein complex
Molecular function (GO): G-protein beta/gamma-subunit complex binding; G protein-coupled receptor binding; GTPase activity
Source: RefSeq, a predicted model, not a curated record